AUCAGCCUUGGGUAUGGCGAAGAAGCGUUUUGUAGUAAGAGGCGUCGAUAACAACAGAGACAAAACGAAACAAGGAGUAAUUUUUAAGCUUUUAAAGCGAAAAUUAGUAUGGAACCAUGUUUAGAUUACCUUAGAAGAAUACACGUGUUAGUGGUACUGCUAAUGUGAUUAAGCUAACCAGCGUUUAGUCAGUGCAUCGAAAAGUCUAGCAGCUGCUGAACCUCAUCUGUUGCUAUGUGUUGACCUUAGCGUCUUAGCUGGAACAAGUCACAAUAUCAAGGUUUUUAAUUUCAGGUAUGUCUCCGGAGGGAAAAACCCAAAGUCCCCCUCUUGGUUUCAGCCCCACAGGGGAGGAUUUUCCUCUGAGUCGUGGUGAACUAGAAAGCAGUGUUGUGCCAAAAGACAAACUGGCACACAGUGUAUGGGCAAGAGCUGGGUCUGGCCAUGAAUACGUCAGCAAUGGGAAGAGGCCUUUUCUGACAGUCCUAGUUGAUGCAGAAGCUGCUGCUAGCGCUGCAGCAAUACAGCUUGUAGCUUUCAAAGAUGCAAUGGAAGAUGAAUUUGUGGGCUCUGGGAGGUCUACUAAAGACAAAAGCCAAAUUGUACGACAGAAAGGACUUUUGCUGGAAAAGUUGGAAGAAUUUAAACGGCUAAAUAAAUCAGUACGACAGAAGCUGAAACAACUCCAAGAUGCAGAGAUAUAUCGAAUUGAUGCUGACAGAAAGAUGGACACCUUACUGAAAAGAAUCAGAAAGGCUGAAAGUGAAAAUGAGCAUUUAAAAAAAGAUCUAAAUGAGACCGAGCUGAGGAUUGAGAAAAUGAUGGAUAUGAGGAAGGAAGAGCAGGCGAACGUUAAAAGUGUGGUUCACAUUACCAAGUCUGCUGAAACGACCCGCGCUCACCUGCAGGGACAACUGCGCAACAAGGAAGUGGAGAACAAUCGCCUGACUGUCCAGUUACGGUCCCUGGAGAGGACGGUAAUAGAGCAGAAGCUGGAGAUCGAGCAGCUGAAGGUAUCCUUUGCCUCCCUGACUAAAAAGGCAGCACAGGAUAAAGAAUGUCUGAAGAAAGCAACUCGAGCCCAAAAACUGAGAGCAGAGAGAUUUGAAAUUGCUAUAGAAAAAUGCUACGCCCAGCUUAAGGAAAAGGAUGCUGAACUAGCUAAAGCCCGCUCAGAAAAAGAUUCCAGGAGACAGCAGAAGGAGCAGAUGACUGAUGAGAAAGAAAAACUUGUUGCUCACAUUAACCUUCUGAAAAGUCAAUUUGCAGAUUUGAAGCUGAGGUUGCAGAAACAGAAAGACGAGCUAAGUGCAGCUAAUGAAAGAAUGGCAGAAAGGCUUGAAAAACUGAUUGCUGAAAAUGGAGACCUUACCAUCAGCAAUGCAACACUCAAGGCGUCUGUAGCUCGGUUGGAGGAGCAGCUUGCUGAUUGUGAGUCGGCGCUCAUUGAGGAGAAAACUACUUCUCUAGAGAGGAAACGUGAAGCAGAACAAUGCCAGUAUGAGGUAGCAGAACUUAGAGCUGAGAUUGAAACCAUUCGAAUGAAACAUUCUGAUCUUUUGAGGGAAACUGAAAAGAGAAGAGGGGGAAAAGGAACCGAAGUUCAGAUGGUGAGGCAGGAGCUGCAGGGGCAUGUAGAGGAGCUGAAGGUUUACCCUCAGUUACUGAGUGAAGCUGAGCAGAGUCUCUUUCAAUGUCAGGAGAACCUGCAGAGCUUGGAGAGAAAGUGCUCAGAAAAGUCAGAGUCGGUUAAGCAUCUGCAGUUGAAGAUGGAGAGUCAAGCUAAACAGCUGAGUUCAUCUGUGGAGAUGAGAGAGUCGGUUCGUGAAGCCAAUCUGAAAGUGCAAGAAAAAGUCAAUUCGCUCCAAAGAAAAAUGGACCUGCUGCAGCAGGAGAACCUGGAGUUGGUCCGGAAGCUGGCAUCUCAGGAAGAGGCUCUUAACUACAGCAACCGGCAGCUGGAUCAGCGCUCCUCAGAGUGUCAGGCUUUAAACUGGCAGCUGGAAGCAGCUUUGUCAGAUGUCAGAGAGCAGGUGAUCAAAGUAAAAAGUCAAGCGUCCUCCAGAGAAGAGACUCUUCAGACUAAAAUCCUGGAGCUGCAAGCUGAGAAGAGCAGAAUGGAUAAUGAACUGAGGCUUCUACGUCAAAGCAAGCAAACGGCAAAAAAGCAGUUUGAGGUACGACUGAAGGACCUGCAGCUCAGUCUGGAUCAAUCAGAGAGCAACAACAGAAGCAUUCAGAACUACGUAGAUUUCCUCAAAAAUUCUUACAAAACAAUGUUUGAUGACGGGCUGCAAACAUCAGCUUUGGGAUCAUCUUAUUUUUUUAGAUGAUGAAAGCUUGAAUUAGUGAAGUUUUCUAAGUAACUAUUUAUUUUAAAUAUGACUCAAGCAAAAAAAAUGUCAUCUCAGGUCCAAACUCUUGGUGCUACUUUUGUAGAUGUGACCGUAAACCAGCUGCAGCAGCAACAAUUAUCCUCAUCUGUGAGCUCUGAUAAUGUUGCUGAUUUUCCUCUUCUUUUUUCAAGGCC
Molecule: messenger RNA, 2530 nt
Organism: Cyprinodon tularosa
Lineage: Eukaryota; Metazoa; Chordata; Actinopteri; Cyprinodontiformes; Cyprinodontidae
Product: outer dense fiber protein 2-like
Exons: 17
Coding region: 297-2333 (678 amino acids)
Biological process (GO): negative regulation of cilium assembly
Cellular component (GO): centrosome; ciliary basal body
Source: RefSeq, a predicted model, not a curated record